CCGGUUGUUGAGACGCCUUUCGCAUUUCCGGUGUAUGGAACGCAGAUGGUAGUAGCUGUGUGUGAGAGCUGUGCUAGAUUUCCGGGGCAGCGACCCGCACAGCGCCUUCUCCUCUCCCUGGGUUUCUCUUCAUUCGGACAUUUAUCUCUCUCGUUCCUAAGCAAGUCUGUAUUUUUCUGUACGUUAUCGUGUAAUCGAAGUUGAAAAGAAACAUGACGGAUUCAAAGUAUUUUACAACUAACAAAAAAGGGGAGAUCUUUGAGCUGAAAGCUGAACUUAACAAUGAGAAGAAAGAGAAACGGAAGGAAGCUGUGAAGAAGGUUAUUGCUGCAAUGACCGUGGGCAAAGAUGUCAGCUCCCUGUUUCCAGAUGUGGUGAACUGCAUGCAAACAGACAAUCUGGAACUGAAGAAACUUGUUUACCUUUACCUGAUGAACUAUGCUAAAAGCCAACCAGACAUGGCAAUCAUGGCUGUUAACAGCUUUGUCAAGGACUGUGAGGAUCCAAACCCUCUGAUCCGAGCCCUGGCAGUGCGUACCAUGGGUUGUAUCCGAGUUGAUAAAAUCACAGAGUACCUUUGUGAGCCUUUGCGGAAGUGCCUGAAGGAUGAGGACCCAUACGUGCGCAAGACAGCAGCAGUGUGUGUGGCCAAACUCCAUGAUAUCAAUGCCCAGAUGGUGGAAGAUCAGGGCUUCUUAGAUUCACUGAGGGAUCUGAUUGCUGAUUCCAACCCAAUGGUGGUAGCCAAUGCAGUAGCUGCACUGUCAGAGAUCAGCGAGUCACACCCAAACAGUAAUCUGUUGGACCUGAAUCCCCAGAACAUCAACAAACUGCUGACUGCUCUGAAUGAAUGCACUGAGUGGGGCCAGAUCUUCAUCUUGGACUGUUUAUCUAAUUAUAAUCCUAAGGAUGAGAGGGAGGCGCAGAGUAUCUGUGAACGUGUCACUCCUCGGUUGUCUCAUGCCAACUCUGCUGUGGUGCUGUCUGCUGUCAAAGUCUUAAUGAAAUUCCUAGAGUUGCUGCCUAAAGACUCUGAUUACUAUACUAUGCUGUUGAAAAAACUGGCUCCCCCUUUGGUUACUUUGCUGUCUGGCGAGCCUGAGGUGCAGUAUGUAGCACUUCGGAACAUCAACCUUAUUGUACAGAAAAGACCUGAAAUUCUAAAACAAGAAAUUAAAGUUUUCUUUGUAAAGUACAAUGAUCCGAUUUAUGUCAAACUGGAGAAACUGGAUAUAAUGAUUCGCCUGGCAUCACAGGCUAACAUUGCUCAGGUCUUGGCUGAGCUGAAGGAAUAUGCCACAGAGGUGGAUGUUGAUUUUGUUAGAAAGGCUGUUCGUGCCAUAGGACGCUGUGCCAUUAAAGUUGAGCAAUCUGCAGAGCGCUGUGUGAGCACUCUCUUGGACCUCAUCCAGACCAAGGUUAACUACGUUGUUCAAGAAGCCAUUGUUGUCAUCAGAGACAUCUUCCGCAAGUAUCCUAACAAGUAUGAAAGUAUAAUUGCCACACUGUGUGAGAAUCUGGAUUCCUUGGAUGAGCCAGAUGCCCGUGGUGCCAUGAUCUGGAUUGUUGGUGAAUAUGCAGAACGUAUUGACAAUGCUGAUGAACUACUGGAGAGCUUCUUGGAGGGAUUUCACGAUGAGAGUACACAGGUUCAACUUACUCUACUUACGGCUAUUGUCAAACUCUUUCUGAAGAAGCCAUCAGAAACCCAAGAGCUGGUUCAACAAGUUCUCAGCCUGGCUACACAGGAUUCUGAUAACCCAGACCUGCGAGACAGAGGCUAUAUUUACUGGCGAUUGCUCUCUACUGAUCCAGUAACUGCCAAAGAAGUUGUGCUUUCAGAGAAGCCACUGAUAUCUGAAGAGACAGACCUAAUUGAACCCACUCUUCUGGAUGAAUUAAUUUGCCAUAUUGGCUCACUGGCGUCGGUCUACCACAAGCCACCUAACGCCUUUGUGGAAGGGAGUCAUGGAGUGCAUCGCAAGCACCUUCCAAUUCAGCAUGGAAGCAUUGAUAUUGGAGACAGCCCUGUUGGUCCCACUCCAUCUGCUGGGCUCGAACAGCCCCAGGUUAUUCCAUCACAAGGUGACCUCCUUGGAGAUCUUCUUAAUCUCGAUCUGGGCCCUCCAGGAAAUGUGCCACAAGUGUCCACCAUGCAGAUGGGAGCAGUGGACCUUCUUGGUGGAGGUCUGGAUAGCUUGAUGGGAGAGGAUACGCAAUGGCUGGGAAGUGACCUUGGUGGCGGCAUUGGUGGGAGUCCAGCGGUUGGGCAAACCUUCAUUCCCUCCUCCGUUCCAGCAACAUUUGCUCCGUCCCCUACACCAGCGGUGGUUAGCAGUGGACUGAAUGAUUUGUUUGAACUGUCUUCUGGUAUUGGGAUGGCGCCUGGAGGAUAUGUAUCACAAAAAGCUGUCUGGUUACCUGCUGUAAAAGCCAAAGGCUUGGAGAUCUCUGGUACAUUCUCCCACAGGCAAGCACACAUCUACAUGGAUAUGAGUUUCACCAACAAAGCUUUGCAGCACAUGACUGACUUUGCAAUACAGUUUAAUAAGAACAGCUUUGGUGUCAUUCCCAGUGCCCCUCUGGCGAUUCAUACUCCCCUCAUGCCCAACCAAAGUAUUGACAUUUCUCUUCCUCUAAACACCCUUGGGCCUGUUAUGAAAAUGGAGCCCCUUAACAAUCUCCAGGUGGCUGUGAAAAAUAACAUCGACGUGUUCUACUUCAGUUGUCUUAUCCCUCUACAUGUGCUCUUUGUGGAGGAUGGCAAAAUGGAACGUCAAGUCUUCCUGGCCACAUGGAAGGACAUCCCCAAUGAGAAUGAGCUGCAGUUUCAGAUCAAAGAUUGCCAUUUGAAUGCAGACACAGUUUCCAGCAAGCUUCAGAAUAACAAUGUUUAUACCAUUGCCAAGCGGAAUGUGGAAGGGCAGGACAUGCUGUACCAAUCCCUCAAACUUACCAAUGGUAUCUGGAUUCUAGCAGAGCUGAGGAUCCAGCCUGGAAAUCCCAAUUAUACGCUUUCCUUGAAGUGCCGUGCACCAGAGGUCUGUAACUAUGUUUACCAAGUGUAUGACUCUAUACUGAAGAACUGAAUGCGAAACUCCUCAAAUGAACCUGGUCCUACAUAUACACUAACUCUGUCUCUAUGUAAUCUGACUCAGCUAUACCAAUGACUUCUUAUUUUUUGUUGGAAAAUGCAGUCCAUGGCUGUUUCAACAGGAAACCAGCCUUUAACAUCUUGAUUUUUGGACCAUUUCAAGCACUUCUGAUUUAGUUAUCUAUUGGUCUCCAAUGUGACGUGGGUCCACUUAACUUUUAAUGCUAUGAGAUGAUUAAGCCUGUUUGGGUUAUUGUUAGACACCUAUCAACUGCAGCCCAUCAACUGUAUUCAUUAAGAUUGGAAAUCCAACAUUAUUCAGGUGUUUGUCUUGUAUCCCAUUUAGCUGACUGCACAAUGGGUAAAUGAUUUAUUCCGCAGUGCUAGAUGUUUCCUGACCAAGACAUUUCCAUAUGACCCAGGUUAAGAACCAGUUAUUGUGAUUGUGUGGAGUUGCUUAAUGUAUUAUACUGGACGCAGUAGUAGCUAAUAGCUCCCUUUACCUGAUGUUAGAUGAAAUGUUAUAUGCAAAUUGGUUCCAACCUUUUUAAUUAGCCUAACCACAUAUUAUGUAAGUACAUAGUGUCUAUCUUGUAACUUAGUCACUUUUUAGAACUUGGUAAACGUAAGCAGUCUUUACAUGUGUUUGUGCCACUUAUAUACCCACCUCUUCUGUGACACUGCUUCUCAGCAUUGCCAUGCAUACAUUUACAUUCCGUGCCAAUGCUGAAGGUAUUCCGAGCUGAAUAAAUAUGUUAUAUGUGUAUUGUAAGCAAAGAAAAAGAUCCAAUAAAACGGAAUAUGUUUCAGGAAAAA
Xenopus tropicalis (tropical clawed frog) is the source of this 3910-nucleotide messenger RNA. RefSeq names its product adaptor related protein complex 2 subunit beta 1 (gene ap2b1). Bases 213 to 3089 code for a protein of 958 amino acids. Gene Ontology annotation, cellular component: cytoplasmic vesicle; membrane coat; clathrin adaptor complex. Gene Ontology annotation, molecular function: clathrin binding. The transcript has 23 exons. NCBI's taxonomy places the organism in Eukaryota, Metazoa, Chordata, Amphibia, Anura, Pipidae. Gene Ontology annotation, biological process: protein transport; intracellular protein transport; vesicle-mediated transport. The record is from RefSeq and is a predicted model, not a curated record.